AAGACCUCACACACGUGUCAGCGCUCCAGGACUUACUUCCGGUUCAACAUGGCGGCAUCCAUGGCUUGUCAAGCGGUAGUGAGAGCACUCCGAGGAUCGAGUACUAAACAUCUGUUUGUGAACAGAAACAAGUUAUCACGGGUGAGUCCUAGAAGAUGGCUGAACCUGCAGGAGUACCAGAGCAAAAAGCUUAUGCAGGACAGUGGCGUGACCGUGCAGCGGUUCUUCGUGGCUGACACUGCAUCUGAAGCUCUGGAGGCUGCCAAGAGACUCAAUGCAAGGGAGAUUGUCCUGAAAGCUCAGAUUUUAGCAGGAGGAAGAGGCAAAGGAGUGUUCGACAGCGGCCUGAAAGGAGGGGUGCAUUUAACAAGAGACCCUGCUGUUGUUGGAGAGCUGGCCGGUAAGAUGCUCGGCUUCAAUCUGACCACCAAACAGACCCCUAAGGAAGGAGUGAAAGUAAAUGUGGUGAUGGUUGCUGAGGCUCUGGAUAUCUCCAGGGAAACAUACUUUGCCAUCCUGAUGGACCGUUCCUGUAAUGGACCCGUGAUGGUUGGAAGCCCUCAGGGUGGUGUGGACAUAGAGGAAGUGGCUGCCACCACACCAGAACUCAUCUUCAAAGAAGCCAUAGAUAUAUUUGAGGGGGUUCGAGAUGACCAGGUGCUACGUAUGGCAGCUAAUUUGGGAUUCAAAGGACCUUUGGAGAGACAGGCUGCAGAUCAGAUUAAGCGACUCUAUGAUCUGUUCCUAAAAGUCGACGCCACUCAAGUCGAAGUCAAUCCGCUUGGAGAAACACCUGAGGGACAAGUUGUUUGCUUUGAUGCUAAAAUCAACUUUGAUGACAAUGCAGAGUUCAGACAGAAAGCUGUGUUCGCCAUGGACGACACCGCAGAGAGCGACCCCACGGAGACUGAGGCAGCCAAAUAUGACCUCAAGUACAUCGGACUGGAUGGAAACAUAGCUUGUUUUGUGAAUGGUGCUGGUCUUGCUAUGGCAACGUGUGACAUUAUCGACCUGCAUGGUGGAAAGCCUGCCAACUUCCUGGAUCUGGGUGGAGGUGUAAAGGAGAACCAGGUGUACGCUGCUUUCAAACUUCUCACUGCUGACCCCAAGGUAGAGGCCAUCUUGGUAAAUAUCUUUGGAGGGAUUGUUAACUGUGCCAUCAUUGCUAACGGGAUCACCAAGGCCUGCAGAGAACUGGAGCUCAAGGUUCCACUGGUGGUCAGGCUCGAAGGGACUAAUGUUCAGGAGGCAAAGCGUAUCCUGUCCGAAAGUGGGUUGCCCAUUACUGCUGCCAGUGACCUGGAUGAUGCAGCCAAGAAGGCUGUUGCCGCCAUUGCCAAGAAAUAAUUGCAUUCACAUACAGUGUACACAGACAUACAAAAUAGUCAUAUACCGAUACACAUGCUCAAAGAGAGUUGUGGCCAACUUCACUGUAUACUCCUCAUUGAUUCAAUCAUGCCUGGGUGAAAGCCACUUUUCUCACCUGCCUUCUGAACCAUACAUAACCUUCCACCUAUCCCUAGUAGCACUUGUCUAUUUUCUCCUUGGACGGUCUUGUAUUUGAGAUCCUUUUCAUAAGUAAUUUAAAAUCUUUAAAAUAUUUUAAAAUAUGGAGCAAAUAAGUCAGGACACACAAAAAGGUCUCAAAUAUGGGACUAUCUCAGGAAACAUGGGACUUCUGCUCAACUAGAUCUCCCAGACUCGUAUAUAAUUUUUGUUUGUCUGAAUGCAGCCCUUUCUAUAGCACAGUAAAUGAGUAUUUUUUUCAAACAGAACAGAUAUAUUCAAAAUAUGAAUAUAUAUAUAGAGAGAGAGAGAGAGAGAGAGAGAGAGAGAGAGAGAUGCUGAUCAAAUAUUAGAUUAAAUCAUAGCUUAUUGGCUUAUUGCAUUCCAUAUUAAUGCUGAUUGUGUUACUGUAUCACCUUAAGUAAACCAUGAAACAUUACAGUGUCAUGUGGUUGCGUGGAAUAGCCCUGUUCAUUUUUAAUAAGAUAACAACUGUGAAAUAUGUCUAAAAUCUGAUAUUGAUUCAUUAAUGUCCAUAUGAUAUCACCAUCCCAAACUGAUUUAUUGAGAUUGUAAGGGUGUGAUAAAUUAGGUGACCUGACUGAGACGGACAGUUUUUUCCAGGUAUACAUUUUAAAUCUGAAGAUCAGGUAAUGUGCCAUAUGCCUUAUUUACAACAUAAUGAUUUGUGGAGUCUGCAAUGUAUCUGCCUUAAUGAUAUUGAACAGUAAAUGCAAUACUGAUACUAACAUUUCCUGAUCACACAUAUCAAAAUUCAGUGAUUCUUAUACACAUCAUAAUGUAUGAUUCUGUACUUAACUCAUCAAAUGAUUUGUGGGGUGUUUUUAAAAAUUCAUGCACGACGUUUGUGUAUAGAUUUUAUUGUGCUUGUGUGAAGAAGAGGUUUUAAAAGCAAAAGGCCUAUGUUCCAUCAUUUAUCUGAUGUAUUUCUUUAUUAUUAUAUAACAAUUAAUAAAUAUAAUGAGCUUUUUUUAUAAUUAUGGAUGUAUAUUGGAAGUUAAUGUAUAUUUAAAAAAUGAGUCGUAAACAAUUGAAAAUAAAACAGGAAAUUUCAAUAAAUCUUUC
Myxocyprinus asiaticus (Chinese sucker) is the source of this 2592-nucleotide messenger RNA. Its product is annotated as succinate--CoA ligase [GDP-forming] subunit beta, mitochondrial-like. The record is from RefSeq and is a predicted model, not a curated record. The transcript has 11 exons. The coding region runs from base 49 to 1347 and encodes 432 amino acids. Gene Ontology annotation, cellular component: mitochondrion; succinate-CoA ligase complex. Gene Ontology annotation, molecular function: succinate-CoA ligase (GDP-forming) activity; ATP binding. Gene Ontology annotation, biological process: tricarboxylic acid cycle; succinyl-CoA metabolic process. NCBI's taxonomy places the organism in Eukaryota, Metazoa, Chordata, Actinopteri, Cypriniformes, Catostomidae.